This is a messenger RNA of Ruditapes philippinarum (Manila clam), 2507 nucleotides long. RefSeq lists its product as uncharacterized. The coding region runs from base 1149 to 2507 and encodes 452 amino acids. NCBI's taxonomy places the organism in Eukaryota, Metazoa, Mollusca, Bivalvia, Venerida, Veneridae. Gene Ontology annotation, molecular function: zinc ion binding. The record is from RefSeq and is a predicted model, not a curated record. The transcript is spliced from 4 exons.
AAAAAAAUCAAAAAUUUAUUUCAGGAAUUUUUAAAUAAGCCGAUGUAAAGCCGAAAAUUGAGGCUAAACUGAACGUCAAAUUUUACACAAAAUUGACGAUUUUCUUUCCAUUACUCAAAGAAUUUUCGGCGUAAAACAAUAAAUUUUAUAUCUGCUUCAAGGAAAAAAUAUUUUCCGUCGAAUGCCUUAGGAUUUAAGAUAUUUUGUUCGCCAAUGGCGUUGAAAUACCUGUAACAGUUGCCAAGGAUACACAACGACGUCCUUUUUAAAAACGGGCUUUGAUGGUUAACUUUGACGUCAUGUGUACAAAAACUGGCUGAAACUAUUGAAAUUAAAUCAACGAAAUCCAAUCAGAAAUAUGGUCAAUUUUUUGCAUGCCAAUUUUCAAGACGCUACUCGAAAUAUGGCAAAGUGUCACGUUCUACCUUAAAGCAUUUUCUGAUGUUAAAGUUCGACUAAUACCAAAUUAGAAUUGUUUAAAGAUUUUUUAUUCAUACUGACAUGCGAGAAGUUCCCGUACAAAAGCAGCAUGCCAGUAUGGUGAAAGCACAUCUUUUUCACGUUAUGCCAUAGAAACAAUUUUUUUUACUUCUGUGGAAAGGGAAGACAUGAAUUUUAUAAUAAUUAAAUUAUGGUUUGAGGGAAUGUUAGAUGUCUCGAUAAAUGUGAAAUAAUUUGUCAUAAAAGUAGCAAAAUGUAAUUAAAGUAGUAAAGUAGCGACGGGCCUCAAUUUUUCGCUCAUAUUUUACAGCUACGCAUGCACACGGCAGAUUUGAAAUACAGUUGUUUAUGUGAAAACUUAUCUUCUUUAUUUUAUUAUGUUGCUGUCUCUGAUUGUUUUGCAGCAGUCCUAACACAGCAGAGAACUUACGAAAUCAUUCGACCAAUGUAGAAGGAAAAUAUAAUAUAAUAUAUUUAUAUUUCGGAAUGACUUCUAAUUUCAUUGAUUUUGCUUUUAAGAUCAGAUGUUGUGUAACUGUUAAUUUAUCAGAUUUUGUACCAGUUAUUUUAACGUUUCAUUUCAUUUAUUAAACUGCAACAAAUUUAUUUUUAGGGAAAGUACAUUAGUAGAAAUUUACAUAAUGUAGAAGUUGUUGUAAGUAAUUUACUUAAAUCGUUAAGUCAAACUUUCCAAGGGUUGCGACGAGAUGGCGACAAAUUAUAACCUGGGGGAAUCUUAUAUCGUUGGAUCUGAAGAAGAUUUUGUGGCUUUUUGUCAUGCGUGUAACAACAGCAACAUACGAAAAAAGGCAGUAGUUUUCUGUACAUGUUGUAAGGAGUGUUUCUGUCAAGAAUGUCGUUUGUUUCACCAAAGACUCACUUUAACCAAACAUCAUACGUUCCUAGAACUUUCAUGCAAGACUUGCGCCAAUGCUAACAAAUGUUCAGACGGCGAUGUGUACUGUAGCGGGUGUGAUGAAUUUUUAUGUCUUAGAUGCAAUGUUUUUCAUGGUCGUCUGACAGCUACGAUGUCACACGUAGUAUGGUCCAUGGACGAAUUCAUAAUUAAGCGAACAAAAGAUUUAGGAGCCAUGCCAAAUGAACAAAAAUGUCAAGUUGAAGCUAUCGGAACCAGCAAAACUUCAUAUGGUGAAACAAUAUACAAGUACCGUCUCUGUAAGAAACUUCUAGUAUGUGUCUAUCAGGGAACAUUGACACAGCUUGAUACAGUGGAUGCAAUAGCUAUGAUGGUUUCACCAGAUCCUCAAUCUAUGGGAGUUUUUGAAUGUUCCGUUAGAGAGAUUGCUGGACCAAGAUACCGAUCAGAGGUAGAUAAAAACAGGAAUGGAAAGAAUGGGAUAGUUUUCGUUAGUAAGUCGACUGGCUCUUUGAAAUGUAAAAGUAUUGUUCACGUCGUAUCACAUCCAGUGACGAGAGUUGAUGACAAAUCUUUGUCUGUUUAUGGUCAUGCACUUACGCAUAAGUACAGCAGUAAAAUCCAUUCUCUUGGUAUGCCGCUUUUCGGGACAGGGGCUUUACAAAAAGAAGCAGAAAUUGAUAUUCUUUGCAACAAUGUCAUCCUAGAGCUACUCGCAGUAUGCACCGAUAACAGAAAACCGUUACAAAUUAUUGAACUCCAUCUUGUGGACUUGUAUCCAGAGAUAAGUUUACAUCUGAAAGAAGUAUUUGCAAGAUUCAGUAAUGGAGUUAAAGAAUCUAAAAAGUAUCCGCCUUUAUCCGAUACUUUGCAAAAAACAGGCAGAAAUGCAAACAGAUCUAAUAAGAGUCAGUCUUGGAUUCAACAUACACGCCUCGAAAAAAACGAUCUUGCUAAAAUUAAAACUGUGACCGAUAAUGACACCAAAAAGAAAACUUUAACUUUAAACGAAGCACCGCCCGAUAAGAAAUGUGAUUACUGUGAGAAACCAGCCAGUCAAAAGGUUAAAGAAUGUGGUCACAUGUUCUGUAAUACUUGUGCCAUACCAAUGAAAAAGGACAAGGUAUGUGUAAAGUGUUCCAAGGAGAAUUCACAAAAAGAUGGUCAAAGAAUUACCUUGCAGCCAUAA